CACAUGACGUCAGUUACUGUAGCGCUCACUGUUGCGGGAAAAGCUGUUCACCGAUGACUGGACAUUUACAUCAGAUGAAAUAGCUGGGUUUCGAAAGCGAAACGUCAAGUCAACGGGGUUUUGCAGUGGCUAAUAUAUUACACUGUUUAAGAAGGGCCGCCAGUGAGAGAAACAGACCAUGUCUCAGGACAAGAACAGCUACCCCGGGGUCAUGGGGGAGAACAACCCCCUCCACAACAACGUCUACGGACCGCCCCAGCCCGGGUUCGGGAUAGCCCCUCCCAACUACACCCCGGCUCCAGUGCAAGCUCCAUACCCCGGCCAGCCUGCAGCCUAUGGCCAGCCUACACCAUACGAUCAACCUGCCCCCUAUGGUCAACCUGCACCCUAUGGUCAGCCCGGAUUUCCCCAGGGAGGCCCAGGGUUUGGACAGGGACCCUACCCUCAGAUGCCCUAUCCCCAGGGCCCCUACCCCACAGUGCCCUACCAGCAACCUGCACAGCCAGGGUUCCCUGGUGACCCCAACACUUCCGCGGGUGACGGUUACCAUGGGGACGUGCCGCCGUCUUACUACGACAACGAGGAGUUUACCAACUCUGGCUUUGAGGACAAGAGCAUCCGACAGGCGUUCAUCAGAAAGGUGUUCCUGGUGCUGACCGUUCAGCUGAUGGUCACCUUCUCCUUCGUGGCCGUCUUCACCUUCGUGGACGAUGCCAAGUUGUUUGUGCGGCGUAACCCCUGGACGUACUACGUGUCCUACGCCAUCUUCUUUGUGUCUCUCAUCACCCUCAGCUGCUGUGGAGAGUUCCGGCGCAAACACCCCUGGAACCUGAUCGCAUUGUCCAUCCUGACCCUGAGUCUGUCCUACAUGGUGGGGAUGAUCGCCAGCUUCUACGACACGGAGACUGUCAUCAUGGCUGUGGGCAUCACCGCUGUGGUCUGCUUCACCGUGGUCCUCUUCUCACUACAGAGCAAGUAUGACUUCACUUCCUGCCGCGGCGUUCUGUUUGUGUGUUUGAUCGUCCUGCUGCUCUUCUCCAUCCUCUGCAUCUUCAUCCGCCACAGGAUCCUCCACAUCGUCUACGCCUCCCUGGGAGCCCUGCUCUUCACCUGCUUCUUGGCCGUGGACACCCAGCUCCUCCUGGGCAACAAGAAYCUGGCUCUGAGUCCAGAGGAGUACAUCUUUGCCGCUCUCAACCUCUACACAGACAUCAUCAACAUCUUCCUCUACAUCCUGGCUAUCGUGGGCCGUUCCCGUGAGUGAUGGAGCGACGCCCUCUAGAGGAAAGGGGGAGGAAGGCAGCCAGGAGGCUUGAAUGAUGCUCUUUUCCCCUCGGUGUCUUUUUGUAUGAUUUGUUCCACUUUUUGAGGUUCCCUCCAAUUUGUCUGUUACACCUCCCCGCCAUCAUCCCACCCCCUUCAGGAGACGAAUUGGGUGACAGAAAAAAGGGUUCUGUCACCUAUUGCAGCAGGCCUGCCAUAGAGUGCAGCAAAGAAGGGCACACUUUUGAAGUUAUUUAUUUGAAGUUCUAUUUAAGUAUGUUAUAAGUUAUUCCUUUUUUUUUUUUUUUUUUACAUUCCUUGUUUGUUUUUAUGUAUUCUGCUUGUUCUGUCCUCCUUGGCAAUCUGCUUCUACUUACAGAGAUAUGGUAGCUAACUAGUACAUCACUUCUGAACAACAUUAGCUGAACGAAUUCUAUAGAACUCUCCUGUCCUCUGCGAUUUUGUCGCUUUUCCUUGCCUUGUAGAUUAAGCACUGUAGAGAGAGAGAGUGGUAUGCUAUCUGAUAGAGAAAGCCACGCUGUGAUGCAGGCCAGCGCUUUUUAAGGAAGAAACCUAGAAACAACACCUUUCCUGCUAUUUUCUCCCCCUCUGGUGUUCCCUCAUUUUCCUGCCAAUGUAAAUUAACUCUGCAUGGCACCUGAAACAGCUGAAAUGAGCUGAAUAGAUGAAUAAAAACCCUCCAGAGGGAUACCUCUCCUAGCCUGCUUGUUACGUAGCUGUACAUAGUUCUGUCUGAAAUGUAUAUGACGCUUAGUUCCCUAACCAGCUCUCUAGGCAUGCCCGGGGAGUGUAUGGCUGUGAUGCUCACUAUAUAUAUAUAUCACAUACUUUCUCCCCAUCCC
Molecule: messenger RNA, 2126 nt
Organism: Salvelinus sp. IW2-2015
Lineage: Eukaryota; Metazoa; Chordata; Actinopteri; Salmoniformes; Salmonidae
Product: protein lifeguard 1-like
Biological process (GO): negative regulation of apoptotic signaling pathway
Cellular component (GO): Golgi apparatus; endoplasmic reticulum
Source: RefSeq, a predicted model, not a curated record